Molecule: messenger RNA, 1049 nt
Organism: Coccinella septempunctata (seven-spotted ladybird)
Lineage: Eukaryota; Metazoa; Arthropoda; Insecta; Coleoptera; Coccinellidae
Product: phytanoyl-CoA dioxygenase, peroxisomal-like
Exons: 8
Coding region: 59-952 (297 amino acids)
Biological process (GO): fatty acid alpha-oxidation
Molecular function (GO): phytanoyl-CoA dioxygenase activity
Source: RefSeq, a predicted model, not a curated record
GUAAACCGAUCUUGUUCGAUUUUGCUCUGCAUACAGGUGAUGAUUUUUUGACGAUAAAAUGACAAGUAAAUAUCGUUACACUGUGAGCAGCAAGGGAUUAACAGAUGAGCAGAGAAAGGCUUAUGAUGAAAAUGGCUAUGUGUUGGUGAAAAAUCUUUUUCCCCACUCAUUGCUCAAUGAAUUCAGUUCCUAUUUCGACGAUGUAUGUACCGGUAAAAUUGCUACUACCUCCAGAAUGGUUAAAGAUCCUCUACUUAAGAAACUAGGAGUUAAAGGAGAAAGUGCAAUUUUCAAGCUGCAAGAUUUUCUGAACGAUGAUUUUUUAUUCAGAUAUGCUACAUAUAAACCGCUAUUAGAUGUAGUUGAAAGCAUCAUCGGUCCAGAUAUUAUUGCCGUCAACUCUAUGCUUAUCAAUAAACCACCCGAUGCUCAUCCUGAUCUGUCUAGGUAUCCAAUACAUCAGGAUUUACAUUAUCUACCCUUCAGACCUGUUAACACGACCGUAGCAUCUUGGACCGCGAUGGAAUCGAUAAAUAAGGAACACGGUUGUCUUUUUACGUUUCCCGGAUCACAUAAAAAGGAAGAACUGUAUCCACAUGACUACCCUCAGGGUCUCAGGAACCCUCUGUUUCACGGAGUUACAUCCUCAACUGAGGGAUCUAGGACUUACGUUACCAUGGAAAAGGGAGACACUAUGUUUUUUCACCCUCUACUUCUUCACGGUUCUAGGCCAAAUUUAACAGCAGAAUUUAGGAAAGUCAUAUCCUGCCAUUUUACAUCAACAAAUUCUUAUUUCAUAGACGUUAAAGGCACUUCUCAGGAAGGAAUUAUGAAAGAGAUGGUUGAUUAUAUGAACGGAUGGGUUGAAGACUAUAUGGUGAUCUGGAAAUUGAAAAGUAGGCACGUUUCAGGGAAAAAUGGCUCUUUGUUGAAUAUACAGAAUCACUUGUGACGAUUACACGUCCAACUGUAAAUUAAUAGAUGAAUGGAAUGUUCAAGCAUAUAAAACGAUUCAUUAAAUUUUUGUAAGAUUGUAAUAUGUAGAAUAA